CCCCGUCUCUCCCCGUAACCAUGGCGUUCUGGGGCCUUGAGAUCCUGCCCGGCAAGCCGAUGCCGCUCAACCUGACACGACGCCUCGUCGUCAAGCAGGCCGCGCUUGUCGUUUCCAAGCCCGCCAAGAAGACCGAGCCGUGCGUACUCUCGGUGUCGGUCGCGGAGGACGAGCAGCGCUACGUUGUCUGCCGGCUGCACGAGGGCGUGCUCGAGCAGUGCCCGAUGGAGCUUCCCUUCUCGCCAGGCGACGAGGCGCAGGUCCACCUCAGCGGCGGCCACGCGGUGCACCUCACCGGCUUCCUCGAGCUGGACCACGAGGACGACACGGAGGACAUGGACGGCGAGCUCGACGAGCUCGACGAGGAGAGCUCCGACGAGGUUGCCGCGCCCGCGCCCGCGCCCGCCGGCAAGAAGCCAGCCCCAGGCAAGGCGGCGCCGGCGGCGGCGACCUCCGCGGCCAAGGGGAAGAAGCCGGUGCCUGAGCCUAUGAACGAGAGCGACGAC
Molecule: messenger RNA, 506 nt
Organism: Emiliania huxleyi CCMP1516
Lineage: Eukaryota; Haptophyta; Isochrysidales; Noelaerhabdaceae
Exons: 7
Source: RefSeq, a predicted model, not a curated record